AUGGUUGGACGACUUGCUGGAAAGAAUGCGCUCGUUACUGGUGCUGCGGGAGGCAUCGGUCUCGAAACCACCAUCCUCAUGCUCCGCGAGGGCGCCUCCGUGCUGAUGACCGACAUCAGCGGCCCCGGACUCGAAAAGGCCCUGAACAAAGUGAACGAGGUCGUGCCCGAACGUUCCGGCAAGGUGGAGACUCGCGUUGUCGAUGUCUCCAAGGAGGCUGAUGUGGAAGCUGCCGUGGGACAUCUGGAUGCCUGGGGUGGAUUGGAUGUCAUUUUCAACAACGCGGGUAUUAUGCAUGCUAAGGAUGGCGACUCGGAGGAGACUCCCGAGGCGAUCUGGGACUUGACCAUGAACAUUAAUGUCAAGGGUGUGUGGUAUGGAUGCAAGCAUGCUGUCAAGAGUCUGAGGAAGCAUGGCAAGAAGAAGGGAAGUAUUAUCAACACGGCCAGUAUGGUGGCUUUGGUUGGUGCUGCUACGCCUCAGUUGGCGUAUACGGCUAGUAAGGGUGCGGUGUUGGCUAUGACUCGCGAGUUGGCGAUCGUGCAUGCUAGGGAGGGUUUCCGGUUCAACUCGUUGUGUCCCGCUCCGCUCAACACCCCUCUUCUGCAGGACUGGCUCGGUGACGACAAGGAGAAGCGCUUCCGUCGUGAGGUUCACUUCCCGACCGGUCGUUUCGGAGAGGCCAUCGAACAGGCCCACGCCGUCAUCUUCCUGGCUAGCGAUGAGAGCAGCUUCGUCAACGCGGCUGACUUCGUCGUCGAUGGUGGUCUGACCAAGGCGUAUGUGACUCCUGAGGGUCCUGCCACUGAGGGCCCCAAGAACCUGGGUCAAUAA
Aspergillus luchuensis is the source of this 834-nucleotide messenger RNA. Its product is annotated as oxidoreductase, short-chain dehydrogenase/reductase family. The record is from RefSeq and is a predicted model, not a curated record. The coding region runs from base 1 to 834 and encodes 277 amino acids. NCBI's taxonomy places the organism in Eukaryota, Fungi, Ascomycota, Eurotiomycetes, Eurotiales, Aspergillaceae. The transcript has 4 exons.